Molecule: messenger RNA, 330 nt
Organism: Ostertagia ostertagi
Lineage: Eukaryota; Metazoa; Nematoda; Chromadorea; Rhabditida; Trichostrongylidae
Source: the annotation of a GenBank genome assembly
GGUCAUCUUAAAAACAAAACAAUAAACAUCUACGAACGACUGGUGCAAAAUGAUCUCCUCAAUCGCGUCGGAUUCAUUCUUCUCUUCAACAAAAAGGAUGCUUUUGAAGACAUGGCCCGUGGAUUCGAUUUCAAACAGUUAUCCACAAACCUUCGAUCUCCACAAGAUGCCCUUAGCUACUAUCGAACUUCGUUCAUGGCUGCUUCACCUCCACGACGAUCGUACCAUCACGUCAUUUCGCUCAUCAGUGCUCCGAAUCUUGGUCUAACGCUGGGUGAUUCAUUAACGCGAAUAUUCAAACACAACACCCAGUCUACCACGAUCUCCUAG